Messenger RNA from Perkinsus marinus ATCC 50983, 408 nucleotides. RefSeq lists its product as hypothetical. The transcript has 7 exons. The record is from RefSeq and is a predicted model, not a curated record. The coding region runs from base 1 to 408 and encodes 135 amino acids. NCBI's taxonomy places the organism in Eukaryota, Perkinsozoa, Perkinsida, Perkinsidae.
AUGGUAGAAUUGAAACGUACUGUGUGGUCGGAUGGGAUAAUAACAAUUAAUGCUGGGGUGUAUUCCCAAGCGAAAAAGCAAUCUAACGAAUUCUCAUCAUCACCAAUAAACGGCAAUCGAAUAAUUUGUGCAACUGGAAUUUUGGAUACGAGUGGAUCGGUUAUCAAGGCUAAAGAGGAUAAGGAGUAUAACUUGGGUUGGCUGGCAGAUGUGAAUACUUCUUUACCAUCGCUGAAAGGAGACCUGCUAGUACCUGGUGCAAAAGAUCGAACGAGCCAACCGAAAGAGCAUCGUACUGUGUGGUCGGAUGGGAUAAUAACAAUUAAUGCAGGAGUGUAUUCUCAAGCGAAAAAGCAAUCUAACGAGAAGUUUGCAUACGAAAAAAAUGAAAAUUUUCCCGAAAUUUAG